AUGGCGAACACCGGUGCCCCUCCCAAUUACUACAAGAUCCUCGAGAUCUCGGAGACGGCUACAACGCAGCAGGUUCGCGAUGCAUACAAGAAAGCGGCUUUGAAGACACACCCUGAUAGAGUCCCCGCUGAUUCGCCCGAACGAGCGACCCGCACUCGCAAGUUCCAGCUCGUCAACGACGCAUACUACACACUCUCCGACACCCAAAGGCGGCGCGAGUAUGACGCCCAGCGCAACAUCUUUGGCGCAUCCGCCGGCACAACCUACGGCGACUUUUCCGACGACGAGGAGGACCCGGCGGAGGAAGUGCCCCCGCAAGCUGGUCCCGGAAAUGCGCAAAACGCCUACUCGUGGGCAUGGAACUUCUUCACCGGAGGCAAACAGGGCCAGAACCAGGAGCAGCGCGAGAAGACGGACAACCAGCAGUUCGGAGACGUCUUCGAGGAGAUGCUGCGCGAGGAGGGCAUGGCCGAGGAGGGUACGAACCGCCCGACGGGCUCCUUCUGGGGCACUGUGGGCGGCCUGAGUGGCGGCGCGCUGGGCUUCAUCGUCGGGAACAUGCCCGGUGCGUUCGCGGGAGCUGUCGCUGGAAACAGGCUCGGUGCCGUUCGAGACGCGAAGGGCAAGAGCGUCUACGCCGUAUUCCAGGUCAGUGCGAAUCUGGAGAUAUCUGCGGGGUAG
This is a messenger RNA of Colletotrichum spaethianum, 681 nucleotides long. RefSeq names its product putative kinase mug58. Bases 1 to 681 code for a protein of 226 amino acids. Lineage: Eukaryota; Fungi; Ascomycota; Sordariomycetes; Glomerellales; Glomerellaceae. The transcript has 3 exons. The record is from RefSeq and is a predicted model, not a curated record.